Molecule: messenger RNA, 1263 nt
Organism: Annulohypoxylon truncatum
Lineage: Eukaryota; Fungi; Ascomycota; Sordariomycetes; Xylariales; Hypoxylaceae
Product: acyl-CoA dehydrogenase/oxidase C-terminal
Exons: 2
Coding region: 1-1263 (420 amino acids)
Biological process (GO): fatty acid beta-oxidation using acyl-CoA oxidase; lipid homeostasis
Cellular component (GO): peroxisome
Molecular function (GO): acyl-CoA oxidase activity; FAD binding; fatty acid binding
Source: RefSeq, a predicted model, not a curated record
AUGCCUCCAAGUUCUCCGCACUCUGGUAUGGCGCGCACGGCUGUUGUUUUUGCCCGGCUCAUAGUAGCUGGUAAAGACCAAGGCGUACGUCCAUUUAUCGUGCCUCUAAACGAUGCGUCGGGUGCGAUGUGUCGCGGCGUUACAUGUACCCUAUUUCCAGCUCGUCCAGGAGCCAAGGCCAUCGAUCAUGCCUUGACGAGCUUUCGCCACGUACCUCUACCGGCCGAAGCCCUGCUCGGACAUCUUCACGGCUCAUCCAAGGACGAGCGAAAAGACUUUAUGCGUGCUAUCCACCGCGUGACCGUCGGUACGCUUUGCAUAUCUACAAGCAAUGCCAUCGUCCUGCGCGUGUCGGGCUGCAUUGCCGGUAGGUACAGCGCCAAACGGCGGGUCGGUGCGCCGGAGUCGGUCCCUAUCCUUUCCUUCAGCACCCAGUACGGCCCAAUCGCACGGAUUCUUGCGCAUGCCACCGUCUUUGACAAGUAUGCAAUCGAGGCCAUGCAGUUGUUCAUCGAAAACGGCGGAAAGCCGGAUAUGCAGAACGUAAUCGCCGGCGCUUUCAAGGCUACCGUCUGCGACUAUACGCAGAAGGCGCUGAGCGAACUCGUUGAUCGAUGUGGCUGGCAAGGUCUUUACACUCACAAUCAAAUUAGCGAAGUAUGGCUCGCCGAAAAGGGCAACAGCAUCGCCGAAGGCGACUUUGUGGUCCUCUGCAUCCGACUCGCGAGUGAAAUCUUACUCGGGCGGUAUGCGCCGCCGAAACCGCGUGACCCGCAUUGUCUUCUGGCGCGUCACGAGUCCGGACUUUGGGACGAGGCCCGCCAGAUAUGGGCGUCUCUUCGCGGUGGACACCGCGGCAAAGAAUUCAAUGCCCGCAUUCUACCGCUGUCUCUGCCGUUGGUCCGGGCUACGGGCAAACGCAUGGCCUACGAGGCUGCCAAGGAUGCUAUGGUACACGGAAAUGAUCAUGGUCUCAGUAUGACGCCGCAAGCGUUGGCCUUGUAUGAGUCGACGUGUAUGAUGGAAGACCAGAGCUGGUAUGUCGAAAACGGUAUUAUGUCCCGGCGGGCGCUGCUGAAUCGCGAUGUCGAUGCUAUGAAUGCCAUGUUGCCGUUGUUGGAAGGCAUGAUCAACGACCCGGCAGUCGACGCCUUCGUCAAUGCGCCCAUGGUUGACCAAGAUAGGCUGGCUGCCUUUUUCUCUAGCUUGCCAUCAUUUGAGGGGCCAGAAACCGAGUGCUUUCAAGCCAAAGCCAAAAUAUAA